CAUCUGACGAAAUAUGAACGUGGUACACAUUAAGCCGAGAAUCAUCUUCUCCGAGUAAAGUGCACGAUAUGGUAAAUACCGAAGCAUCGAAGACGAGAAAAAUAUACGAUCCGAAUCCGGAAUACCAGUAUUGGGGUACUUCACGAUUUGCGACUACGCAAUUGGAACCGCAUAGACGUCCUCGCGAUGACCGUGAAGAAACGUUACCGACUAGUAAUGCUGUUGAACAACAGCAAGACGGAGCUCGGGUUUAAAUAACCUUUUGUCCAGCACUUCCUUGUGUGUGCGAUGGCUGAGGCCUAUGUGACCACGAUUUCGACGUCUCGUCUCACCAGCACCCCGGCCAAGGCUGCUCAAUCCCGUCGAGACGUUCGUUGGUUGAUCCUGCCCACGCUUGCGACUGGUCGCCCAAAACGGCUUGGUGGUUUGAUGCGUUCAGGCGUGCGGCCAACUCAGAAUAAUUUUGUUACAAGAAACACGUGUCGCAACGGAUUGAGUGGUCGCUUUGAGAAGUGGUAGGCACUCGCUUGGGCAUACAUACGUCCCAGAAAAAAAUCGCGGAAACCUCGUCCUACUGGCCUGCUUCUUAAUCCCCUGCUGAUGGUGCCGCUCUACUACUCCACCCCUAGUCGGGGACCGCGUGGCUUAAGGAUGUCUGUUCCGCGCAUUUUGUUGCCAGCCCAGGAACCCUGGUUGGUACGCGGGUUUACCGUCGUGUGUAUCUAUGCCAGUACAGAUCGAUGAAAGCGGGCUUCUGCCUCAACUGAUGUCGACAGAAAUGGUUAUCAUGGGCAGCAAUUUUUUACUUUUACUAUACUUUCCAUCCUGAACUUGACCAAAUCAAGCACUUGGAAAUCUCGAGCUACCCAACUGUACUUGACUUGCUGCUGGGAUCUUGGCGAUUGAUAGACGCGGUAUCGAAUGAUACUGUCGAGAUAUCCCCCCGCGCAGAUGUCACUACCGUUCAAGCGGAAUUUGUCACAUAUUCAUAUAAAUCCGGACGCGAUGAAUCCCUCGCUACGGAGCUCUUUGACAAGUGGUACGACUCAGCGACAGCGCUGGCCUAAGUUCAGUAUAUGACCAGCUUACAACGCUCGGACCACGAAUCUGUGAUACUCUUACUGCGAUCAAUGACACGCGAGAAGCUGCUAUCUGAAGGAUCCGGUAUUCGCUUCUGCAAUGUGUCGCGUAGGGAGUGCGCAAGUGAAAAUCGAGAUCUAGCAAACAGAAAGUCUUCACUUAUCUCAACUUUCGUCGCAAGGGUCUUUAGCGCAUGUAUUCUUUUAAAGAUCAAGUUGCGCGAUCAUGACUUGUGUUGAAGCUGAUGCGUCUCAAGCUUGCAUCAGCUAGAUACAGAAAUCGGGUCAAACAUCGUUAUAACGCUCCUCGGGAUGCCAAACAAACUCUCACGAUCAACUUGUUGGCCGAUCCAGCCUCGAUGAAAUGAAAUACCUCCGGAAUGGUGACUUUCCUUCAAACCAGAUAUCAUAGACACUAGCGGCUCUCCAGGCUAUUGGCAUAGCUCGUUUGCGUCAUCUCAGUAUGCAGGGCGCAACUAAAUUAGAGGGCUUCUUUAUACUCCGAGUUUUGGUCAGAGACUCUACCAUGCACGGCGCAGUUUACGUUUAUGAAAAUCCGGUGGGUAUUCGGGAGGCUGUCGACUCCAUCAAAGCGUGCGCCAGCAGCAAGGUCUGUGGCUCUGAUGGGGUCUCUAAUGUGGCACGUUGCACUCUGACCGGAAUUCUUGCGCCUCUGCUCAUAGGUUGGUGUUCUUCUGGCACGUUGCCGACGGGCUUUUGCGAAGCAUUCGCAUUCUGCACAUAUAAUAGGUAGUGACAAGUGGACUUGAUUUUCCACCAGUUGUACCUCUGAACACGGAUUACAAGCCGUACGCUAUAAUUCUUCUGAUAACGAUUUGGACCAAGGUCUCCACAACUUCUCUCGCAUACGGGAUAUUGCUGUUCAGGGGCCAU
Plasmopara halstedii is the source of this 1973-nucleotide messenger RNA. RefSeq lists its product as uncharacterized. NCBI's taxonomy places the organism in Eukaryota, Oomycota, Peronosporomycetes, Peronosporales, Peronosporaceae. The record is from RefSeq and is a predicted model, not a curated record. Bases 289 to 519 code for a protein of 76 amino acids. The transcript has a single exon.